AUGACCCCAAGCCAAGAACAAACUUUUCAGAUGACACAGCUCGUCCGCUCGUACAGCGACGAGGUCGAAAGCAGGCUCCCGUCCUCCCAGCUCGCGACGGUCAUUGCGGCCGAAGCCAGAGUAGAGGACCGAGACUGUCCUCUGUCGUACCCAGGGCACUGGAGAGCCUUUUUCGAGCCGCCCACGUCAGACAGCACAGGCAAUGCACUGACGGAGCUCAUAUCGAUCGAGUCGGCGAGGCUGCGCGAGAAAUGGACCCGAUUCCAAAACAACUGUCCCGCCCAAGACCGCCUCGCGCUCUCCCAGGCCGAACCCACCAUGGACGGCGUGAUCGACACGGUGACGCAGCUCCAAGCCGCGUGGCAAAAGCAGCGGCACGCGGGCGCGGGCCGCACGGGCAAGGCGCGGCGGCUGUUCCACCGCUUCUGCGGCAGCGUCGACAGGCACGGCGACCUGCUCAAGAUGCUGCCCGACGGCAACGAGUACGUGUCGAUCCUGGCGGGGGCGCUCAGCGCCGUGGUCAAGGCCAGCGUCAACCACGAGCGCGUGGCCGAGGGCCUGGCCGACUCGCUCUGCCGCAUCAACGACGCCGUGGCCGACGUCCAGCCCGACCUGGAGCUGUUCGGGACGGACCGGGUGCGCGGGCUCGUCGCCGACCUGUACGCCCACGUCUUCCUGUUCCUGGGCGGCGUCAUGGACUGGAUCGCCGAGACCCGCCGCAGGCGCCUGCUGGAUUCCUUCAGCUCCAGCCUGGCCGACAGGUUCGACGCCGAAGUGGGCAGGGUCGAGGCCCUGGCCGCGAGGAUCGCCCGCCUGGCCGCCCAGGGCGGGCGAGUCGAGGCCCGCGUCGCCAGGGCCACCGUCGAGGCCAUCCGGGCCGACCAGCGCGUCGGCCUCAGGAGCAUCGAGAGGCGCCAGGCCGAGCUGGCCUGCAGGCUCGAGAGGCAGGCCGCGGACGUGCGGGAGCAGCUGGCCGCCAGGGACGGCGCCGACCCCAAGGAGCUGGCGCGGUGCAUCGUGGAGCAGCUGGUGCAGACGGGGCUGGGGUAUCUUGAGCAGAACGGAUGGGGCACCGUGGAGGAGGGCCAGCAGCAGCAGCAGCACCAGCAGCACCAGCACCAGCAGCAGCGGCAGCACCACCACCAGCAGCUACCAAGCCCGCGGCGGUUGGACCCGGCAAAACUACCCAGGGACGUCACGGCCCCUGCCACCACCACCUGCACCCGCGACUCGGUGGCGCUGCACACGGCGGCUUACGAGGACUACUUCGACCGCGCCCGCGUGCGCCUGCCACGCGACCCGUCCAGCCCGCCCGCGACGGCGCAGGCCUCGACGCUGACUGCGCUGGGGGACUGGACGGCGUCGGCGGGGCGCGGUGCGCUGUGGCUGGCGGGGCGGCCGUUCGUCGGGGCGCGAGACCUGCAGAACCCGCUGAGCGGGCUCGCGGCCGCGUUCGUCGACCUCGCCGCCAAGAGCGGCAUCCCCACAGCGUCGUACUUUUGCGAGCUGCGGCGGGGCGGCCGUCCCGAGCACGGCUCCCGCGAGGUGCAGGGCGCGCGGGCGCUGGCGUACGCGCUCAUCCGCCAGAUGGUGGAGCUGCUGCUGGUCGAGUUCGAGACCGCGGCGGAUCUGUCGGCGCGGCGGCUGGCGCGGCUGGACGGGACGACGGAGACGUGGGCCGAGGUCGUGGCGUUGAUGGGCGACCUGCUCGGCCUCAUGCCCCAGACCUUCUUUUGCGUCGUCGACGGGCUGCAGUGGCUGGACGGGUCGGAAAGCGAGCAGUACCUGGCCGAUCUGGUCGGGUUGCUGCACGCGAGAGGUGUCAAGGUGCUUUACACGACUACUGGGCGGUCUGGCGUUUUGCUUAAUUUGUUGGAGGCCGGUGAGGCGGUCGAGGUGCAACUGAGAAGGGGAGAUGUGAGAAUAGCCGAGGAAGACUUGUGGCGGCGAGAUCAAGCAUAG
Molecule: messenger RNA, 1962 nt
Organism: Pyricularia pennisetigena
Lineage: Eukaryota; Fungi; Ascomycota; Sordariomycetes; Magnaporthales; Pyriculariaceae
Exons: 1
Coding region: 1-1962 (653 amino acids)
Source: RefSeq, a predicted model, not a curated record